CUUUUAUCUUUUUAAUGUCAAUUGAACUGGACCUUCCUAGUUGUUCAUUGUUGGCUGCUCUAUGCGUUGCUAUUGCAGUGAUCGUCUUGAAAUACAGUAAUCAACCUGACACUCAUCCUCGUAUGUUAUGUUAUCAAAGCGAAUUCUAUCCUGCUUCAUGCUCUGGUGAAAGUGCUAUUAUCAGAUCAAAAUUGUAUCCUAAAGGGCCUCCAUCUCUGUCGACAAUUGAAACUCUAAGCGGUUUUUAUCACACUUGCUUAUCGAGAAACAAAGAAGGAAAGCAACUGUUUCUUGGAGCACGAGCCAAUAGACAGAGCACCAUUCUUUGGCAUAGCUAUGAUAAUGCACUGGAGCGAGUCAAACACAUUUACUCUGGCUUGAUUUGCAAGACAAACUUAAGACCAUGUACAGACAAAUCAUCUUCAUUUUUGGGUAUUUAUGCAUCAUGUUCCCCAGAGGUUUAUAUGACCGAAAUAGCUUGUCAUUGGGGUGGCCUUGUGACAGUGCCAAUUGCUGCUCAGGCUAUAUCAUCACAUAUACUCCAUGUGAUACGGAAUGCUGGCUUGAGUGUUUUGAUGAUCGACGAUACUCAUUUGGAAUUCAUUUUGGACCUUAUUUUAGGCUCAAGUAUUACGCAUAUUAUUGUCAUUACUCACGAACAGCAGAGCUACAGGGAAAUGGAACCACUUUAUGGUAUAAAAAUCUUUUCUUUGUUUGAUCUAGAGAAAAUAGGUCAAGAAUAUGUCAUUGAGAGACACAAGAAAAUCUCACCUGACUCGAUUGCGAGUAUAUACUAUUCCAACCCCAAACAUAAUACAUUCAGUGAUCACACAAAUCGACAAGAAGAAAAGUCUUUGGGUGUCGUUUUGACACAUAAAAAUAUAAUGUCAGUGAUAGGUAAGUUACUUUAUAGUUACAGUAUAUCACUUGACAGAGUACAAUUAGCGAGUUAUCUUGUUCAUUUUCCCUCGAGUCACAAGGCAACACCUAAGGAUAGACUUAUGCAUAGCUAUUCAAUUGACAACAUAUUAGGAUAUGUUUUUGAAGCUGUCAUUUGUUAUGCAGGUGGUUCUGUUGUAUUUGAAGACAAGGUUCUGUUAAAUGAAUUUAACCUAGACACAUCAUUAAUACUUCCAGCCAUUUAUGAGUCAAAGCCAACAAUUUACGCAAGUGGUGGCCCAUUUUUGAGACAAAUUCAAAAAACAAUAGAAAGCAAAUACGGUAACUCAUUUCUCUAUCAUCGAGGACUAGAUAGAAAAUGUCGAUAUCACAAUCAAGGGAAAGUGGUGUCAGACUGUAUUUACGAUAUGCUUGUGUUUAGAGAUAUUCGACAACGCAUGUUUGGAGGCAGUAUACGGGUUUUGCUGGUAGAGGAUGACGAUGCUCCUAAAACUGAUAUAUGUACAUUCUAUCGGGCUGUUCUAGGUGCUCAAGUCAUCAAGACUUUCAGUCGUCCUGAAAUGAGCUCAAGUAUGGUUGCGACCAUUGUCUAUGAUUAUACACAUGAUAAGCGUGCCAUUGGAGCUCCUUUAGCCUGUUCAGAGAUCAAGCUGAUUGAUACGAAAGAAUAUACUGUAAAAGAUGUGCCUCAUCCAAGAGGUGAAAUCCAAGUACGAGGAAGCCAUAUCUUUAAAGGCUAUUGGAACCACUCAGCAUUAAAAGAUCAGAACGGUUGGUACUCAACUGGAAUGUUGGGAGAACUACUGCCUAAUGGCACGCUUAUUAUGCUUGGUUCAGCUAUUCAACAAAAUAUGGAUAAUAAUAAAUAAUUUAAUUUACAAAAU
Gilbertella persicaria is the source of this 1784-nucleotide messenger RNA. RefSeq lists its product as uncharacterized. Lineage: Eukaryota; Fungi; Mucoromycota; Mucoromycetes; Mucorales; Choanephoraceae. The coding region runs from base 15 to 1769 and encodes 584 amino acids. The record is from RefSeq and is a predicted model, not a curated record. The transcript is spliced from 10 exons. Gene Ontology annotation, molecular function: long-chain fatty acid-CoA ligase activity. Gene Ontology annotation, cellular component: endoplasmic reticulum; membrane. Gene Ontology annotation, biological process: long-chain fatty acid metabolic process.